UUUUAUUACAUUUUUUAUUUAAUUCGAUUGAUAAAAUCACCAAUGGGCAUAAAGUAAAAUUCAAAUUUUAUUAAAAUUCAAAUAUUUUUUAAUAAUUAAUAUAUUAUAUAAAUACGAUAAUUCGAAGCUGUCUUAUGUACAUAUAAUUAUAAAUAAAACAUUACAUCUAUUUUGAAGUUUAUUAUAUAUCCAAAUUGUUUUUCUUAUAUAUAACUAUUAGUUACGUAUAGUAUGAUACAUUUGUAAGUAUAUGACGCUUGAUAGAAAGAUAGAUAUUGUAAUUAAAAUAUCAAUGUCAAAAUUAAAAUAUAUUACAUCAACACAAUGACAGCGAAUUAUUAUUUUGCAAUUGUCGGACAUACGGACAAUCCUUUAUUUGAAAUUGAAUUCAAUAAUUCUGGAAAAGAUACGAAGAAAGAAGAUUAUACACAUUUAAAUCAAUUUAUUGCACAUGCUGCUCUAGAUCUUGUAGAUGAACAUACUUGGAAAACAACAAAUAUGCAUUUAAAAGUUGUAGAUAAAUUUAAUCAAUGGUUUGUAAGUGCUUUUGUUACUGCAACUCAUAUACGAUUUGUUAUGGUACAUGAUAGUAAAAAUGAAGAUGGUAUAAAAAAUUUUUUUAAUGAAAUGUAUGAAAUGUAUAUAAAGUAUUCUAUGAAUCCAUUUUAUAAAUUAAACACACCUAUUAAAUCUAUUGGUUUUGAGAAAAAGGCACAAUUAUAUGGCAGAAAAUAUUUAUCAUCCUGAGUAUUUAUUAUUAUAUUUUAUAUUUAAAGUUUGUAUAAUAAUAAAUCUAACAUUAUUAUUUAGAAAUUUAGAAAUUUAAUGUUUAUAUGUUUGUAAUAUUAUUUGUAAUAUUAAAUAUUAAAUUAUUUAUAAUAUUAAAUAUAAUUUCUUAAUAUUAAAUAUAUACACAUAUAAAGCAACUUCAAAUAUAAAAUUGAUCAUUUAAAAAAUUUAUAUAAUAUCAAAGAAAAAUGAAAAAUAUAAUAAAACUUUAUUAAAAAUACUAAAAUAAUUUUUAGUGCAUAUAAAUUUUAUAAAUAUUUAGAAUUGUAAAUAAAAAACAAUGUAAUUGUUUUAUCCAAAAAGAACAUUGUAUUAUGAUAAAUAAUAUAAAAAUUGCGAAAAUAAAUUGUCCUUGAUAAUUAAAAUAGAUUGAUAUUAAUUAUAAAAAAGAAUAUUACUAUAUCAUUAAAUAAAAUAUUAUUUUAUAUUUAA
Molecule: messenger RNA, 1221 nt
Organism: Apis cerana (Asiatic honeybee)
Lineage: Eukaryota; Metazoa; Arthropoda; Insecta; Hymenoptera; Apidae
Gene: Trs20
Product: trafficking protein particle complex subunit 2
Biological process (GO): endoplasmic reticulum to Golgi vesicle-mediated transport
Source: RefSeq, a predicted model, not a curated record